AUGGCCGCCAAGUCCAAGGCGCGCGUCAUCAUCGCCCGCCUCAUGUCGACUGCCGGCACGGGCUACUUCUACACGACCACGCGGCUGCGCACUGCCGACCGCAUCGUGAUGCGCAAGUACGACCCCAAGGUGAAGCAGCACGUGCUCUUCCGGGAAACAAAGAAAUGA
Molecule: messenger RNA, 168 nt
Organism: Tilletiopsis washingtonensis
Lineage: Eukaryota; Fungi; Basidiomycota; Exobasidiomycetes; Entylomatales
Product: putative 50s ribosomal protein L33
Exons: 2
Coding region: 1-168 (55 amino acids)
Biological process (GO): translation
Cellular component (GO): ribosome; mitochondrion
Molecular function (GO): structural constituent of ribosome
Source: RefSeq, a predicted model, not a curated record